Phycomyces blakesleeanus NRRL 1555(-) is the source of this 921-nucleotide messenger RNA. RefSeq lists its product as hypothetical. Gene Ontology annotation, molecular function: mRNA binding. The record is from RefSeq and is a predicted model, not a curated record. The transcript is spliced from 8 exons. Lineage: Eukaryota; Fungi; Mucoromycota; Mucoromycetes; Mucorales; Phycomycetaceae. Gene Ontology annotation, biological process: mRNA splice site recognition. The coding region runs from base 1 to 921 and encodes 306 amino acids. Gene Ontology annotation, cellular component: U2-type prespliceosome; U1 snRNP.
AUGCUCGAGGAGUUAAUGUCCCAAUACGUGGAUGUUGACAAUAAAGACUUUUGGGAUGAUAGUGUAUGCAAACAUUACCUUGUAGACUUUUGCCCAUCACAAUUGUUUACAAACACGAAGUCUGAUCUAGGCCCAUGUGACAAACAUCACAAUGAUCGCUUAAAAGAACGGUACCAAAACGCGACUGACAAGCACAAGUAUCCUUUCGAAGCGGAGUUUUACGAUUAUUUGAACAAAUUGGUUAACGAUCUUACUCGACGUAUUCGUAACGGCAAAGGUCGCCUGAAUAUCCAGAGUGACGACAAGUCAGCCGAGACACGAAAAGAAGAACGUGAGGAAAAGAUUGUGCUGUUAGAUGUUAAGAUCAAAGAAUUGCUCCAAAAGAUUGAGGAAGCCGGUGAAGAAGGCCGUGUCCAAGAAGCAGCUGAUCUGACAGAAGAAGUUGAGAACCUUCAGGGUGAACUUCAGGCCACGAGAGAUAACGAAGAUUACAAUAAAUCGGAGAAGCGCAUGGAGGUUUGCCAAGUCUGUGGUGCUUUCCUGGUUACUAAUGACUCGUCGGACCGUUUGGAGGCUCACUAUCAGGGUAAGCAGCAUCAAGGAUAUCUUAAGAUUCGUGAAACGCUCGAUCAAAUGAAGCAGAACAAAUCUUUUGGACGAGACAACAGAGACUUCUCUCGUGCACGCUUUGACUACCGAGAUCGUCGAGACGUAGGUAGGGAAAGAGAUCGUCGAAAUUCUGAUCGCGAUCGAGGAGGCUACAGAGAGGACAACCGCCGUAGCCGAGACAGCAGACGGGGUAAUGAGGAUGAUUGGGAUCGUGAGGUGGAGAGAUACAGUAGACGAUCUCGCCGUGACUAUGAAGACAUGCCACCAAGACGAUCUCGCUCUCGGUCUCCUCGACACGCGAGAUAUGUUUGA